ACUACCCUGCUGUGUUAAAACGGUUGGCACUAGUACUGUGCUUACAUUGGGACAGUUUUGCGAUUUCAAGGUCCAGUUCCAGUAACCAGUUGUCACCAUGACAAUGUGUGCUCUCUGCGUUCUUUUGUUCACCUUUCUUUGCUGUGGAAACGUCUCCGCAAGGAUGGGACAACUUAGACAGAUGUAUCCCGGGUUUACAAAUGUCUAUAGGAGUGAGGGCUACCCACUUGGCUACUACCAGCAGGCCUUGCGGUUGCAUGAUCGUUGGAUGACGACGCACGGAGAUGCCCUGGUGGUUGCCGGGAGACGAGUCAAACAGUCCGAAAGUGCAGCCCCAGAGAAUGUCGUGCAUCGCCGCAGUAAGAGGAAGGCUAUCCGCCAUCAGCACAUGCGAUGGCCCUACGCCACCAUUCCCUACACAUUCGAGGAGUCUUUCAGUGAUUCUGACAAGGACAUCGUACACCAGGCCAUGCGGCGCUGGGAGGAGCACACGUGUCUGAAGUUCGUGGCCAAAGACAACCCUCAAGAAAACAUCAUAACAACCAAUAACUACAUCCACUUUGUCAAGAGCGGCGGCUGUUGGAGUAAGGUGGGGAUGUUCUGGUGGACUCCCGAGCAGAAGUUGUCACUGGAUAACGAGUGUUUACAAAACAAAAACGGGGUCGCCAUCGCCAUGCACGAGAUCGGACACGCUAUCGGGUUCUUCCACGAGCAUGCGCGACCGGACAGAGAUGACCACGUCACCAUAGAGUGGGACAACAUCCGGUGGGGCAGAUACCGCCAUUUCUCAAAGUUCUACUGGAACAUGAUCGAGACGUACGACAUUCCGUACGACUACCUGUCCAUCAUGCAUUACUCCGACAACGAGUUCUCGUGGGAUUCUAAGACCCGACUCACCAUCCGGACACAUGAUCCGUCCUACCAGAACAUCAUCGGCCAGAGGAUCUCCCUGUCGUACUACGACAUCAAGAUGACCAACGACAUGUACAGCUGUGCAGCCCGCUGCCCGUAUUACCUGCGAUGUGACUACCCCAACAGCUUCCUCGGCCCGUCCUGCCGCUGUCUCUGCCCCAACUAUCACGGGUUGGGCGCCAAGGAAUGUCCGCAGAACAAUGCUAUUCAGAUGGUGCAUGGUUACGGCGGUCACUACUUAGACUGCUACGAGAACACGGGAACCACGUACCGCGGCACGCGCAGCUGGACGCGCAGCGGACACACCUGCAUGAACUGGGCCCACACGCUCGACCGGGACGUCUCCACCCUCACCUACCCCAACUCCGCCGGCGGGAUCGGCAACCACAACUACUGCCGGAACCCGUACGCUGGCAGUCCCCAGCCCUGGUGCUACGUGUCGGACAUCCGGGUCUUCUGGGAGUACUGUGAUAUACCCAGGUGUCCAUGAGAUAGGACCACGCUUACGAAUGCAAGUUUUGUACCUUGUGGAAAAUUUGGAAUUCCUCUCCAAUUAAAACACUUCACCUGAAUCACUUAGCCGUCUUCAACUCUCUGAACCAAUCUCCCUGGACACGUGACCUGUCUCACGAGUGACGUCAGCAGUUGGUCAACUCAGAUGAACUUUCACUCUAAAUGCUGUUCUCAUGCAAACAACAAACACAAGACGUCAUUUUAUUCAUGGGAAAGGUUAUUUGUGGUAUGUUCUUUUCGCAGAAAAAAAAUGGACCUAACAAAGACACUUUGUUCUGGAAUAUGGUGCUAACAAGGCUUCUUUCGAGGACGGCGGGCAACGCUUCGGUGCCUUUGGAAUGCGUACAUCAUGCGUCUGCCCCGAAAGAUACACUUACAACUUUUUAACAUCGGUAUAAUGGUUCGGCAAUGGAUUAAAUGUUGAAAUCUAGCAGACCAGAGGUACAUAGUGUAGGGGAAAGCAGGGUAAGUUGUUUCUAGUAGAGGUGAAAUUCAACAUUGUGAACUAGAUGAUGUUCUACUUCCUAUUCAGGCCUUUUGGGUUUCUUUGGUGGCAGCUCUGUUAUCUAAAGAUGUUUUAGUAUUAUAUAUGUAUCUUAUAUUUAUUCAAUGCUAACUGCAAAACACAUUUACGUAAGAAAAUGUACAUGUUAUGCUAGGUAGAUUGUAACUUCUGUUUGCAACGCAGUGAGCCCCUCCAGUUAAGUUUGAAUUUAUUAGUCUAUCAUCAGUACUGUCAGAACUAUUUCCUAUUAUAUAUGAUAGGUGCUUCUUAUGUCUUUAGCCCGUAUAUUUAUAUCAUGUGUGCUGUAUUCAAGUUCGAUAUCAUUUGUACAAAAAGCCAGUCCAAACCCCAAACUUUCUAACUAGACUGUGUUGUCUCUAAACGACAUAAGCAAAUAAGCGUCGAUUUUCAAAUGGAGUUGGCUGUUAUCAAUUGACUUUGUCAUAACAACUGACUUUGUCAUAACAAUUUCUAUCAUUGUUGUGUAUAUAUCGUUUUAUUUUUUAUACUUAAUCAAUACCCUACGAUGCCUUACGAUAAGAAUGGUAUGGUGGAAGAAUUGGGCAUUAAAUUAGCAUAGAAAAAA
Branchiostoma floridae (Florida lancelet) is the source of this 2516-nucleotide messenger RNA. RefSeq names its product blastula protease 10-like. Gene Ontology annotation, biological process: proteolysis. Lineage: Eukaryota; Metazoa; Chordata; Leptocardii; Amphioxiformes; Branchiostomatidae. The transcript is spliced from 10 exons. The record is from RefSeq and is a predicted model, not a curated record. Bases 98 to 1402 code for a protein of 434 amino acids. Gene Ontology annotation, molecular function: metalloendopeptidase activity; zinc ion binding.